AUGUACAUCCCUCCAUUCGAUACCACCUCAUCCUCAACCUACACCCAAUCACCCAAUCCAUCCUGGACAUAUGGCCAGAGAGUCGAUACCACUCCUGCCGGAAAAGACUGGCUUGCAGAUGAAUCUGCGGGGUGGAAAGUCUAUGAUACAGCAGAAAUAAACAAAAGCAAUCUCAACAAGCUCUUGAAUUCAGGCGUGGUACCACGCCCCAUGGCAUUGGUGUCCACAAUUAGCGAUGAUGGCAUAGAGAACAUAGCACCCUUCAGUUGGUUCAAUACAGUCACCAACUACCCGCCUGUCAUCUCAUUCUCAGUCAACCGCAAAUCCCCCGGCCACCUCAAAGAUACGACCACCAACUUGAAGAACGGCCAAGGAUUCGCCGUGAACAUCAUCAGCGAGGCAUUCGUAGAGAAUGCAAAUGCAACUGCUAUAGACGCUCCUCUCGGCUUCGACGAGUGGACUCUCAGCGGUCUGACAAAAGAGAAAUGUGUGCAAAUAAGAGCCUCGCGCGUCAAGGAAAGCGCUUUUAGCAUGGAGUGCGAGCUCUACAAAUCAAUAGACAUCACACACCCAGUCACAGGCGAGCACACCAGCACGCUCAUCCUCGCGCACGUCAAGUACUUCCAUGUGCGCAAAGACAUGCUCACAAUCAAAGGCAUCAUCGACCUCACAAAGUUCAAGCCUGUCUCCCGUGUGGGCGACAUCUCAUACGCCGCGUUGGAGAUGCGUACAGGAUCAUUGUUCCAUCAUGGGCGCGGGAGGAGGCGAAGAUACAGGAGGCAUUGACGACGACUCUCGCAUCAGCAUGAAGUAGAACGAAGGAACCAUUUUUUUUGGUAACAUAUACCAUGGAUCAUAUACGAGACGGGCACUGAUAGAGUCUGUGGCCAUUUGUUAUCCCUAACAUAAACCUUUAUAGUUCACUAGCAAGCCCUGAUAUAUCCUACUUUCUGCAUCGUAAUGAUCAUGACUAUAUUUCAAAAUUUCAAACCUGAUGUCAUUUACAACCAUCACAAUCAACGACAAUCAUUGUAAAGCAGUUACAUCCGCGAUCGACAUGCCUAAAUUGUUCUCUGGAUGUAAUCUCAGUAAAAGGAAACUACAGAUGUGGAAUAAACUUGGUCCAAGCUACUGUAUCGUACACGCCAGGAGGUAGCGAUCGAAAGCUUAUCGAUAUAAGUAUGAUUAGUGUAAUGCGUGCAACACCAUAUAC
Molecule: messenger RNA, 1213 nt
Organism: Suillus bovinus
Lineage: Eukaryota; Fungi; Basidiomycota; Agaricomycetes; Boletales; Suillaceae
Exons: 6
Coding region: 1-786 (261 amino acids)
Molecular function (GO): FMN binding
Source: RefSeq, a predicted model, not a curated record